AUGAAGUAUUUCGUGGCCCUCCUCGCAUUUGUGUGCCAUGUUCAGGCAUUACAUUUCUACUUGAAGACCGGUGAGUCCAGAUGUUUCUACGAAGACUUGCAGGCAGGCACGUUGGUGGUUGGAAAGUUGGGAGCAUAUGAGUUCGACGAAAGACAGAAUGACUACUUCAAGAACCCUAACUUGAAGUUGCAGAUCACCAUCGACGAGACUUUCGACAAUGACCACCGUGUGGUGGACCAGACUGCUAGCACUGACGGUGACUUAACCUUCACCUCUGCUGAUUCUGGUGAGCACAAGAUCUGUUUGACUCCAAAGUACAACGACGGUACCAAGGGUCGUUUGCACCAGAUUUUCUUUGACAUUGCUAUUGGAUCGUCUGACGAUUACGUGGACUCCAAGUCUUCCAAGAAGGUUGACGGGUUGACCUUGCAGAUCCAGAACUUGAACAAGAAGUUGCAAGAGAUUCACUUGGAGCAGGAGAACAUCAGAGAGAGAGAAGCUUUUUUCAGAAACCAGUCCGAGUCCACCAACUCGCGUGUGGUUUGGUGGAGUAUCAUUCAAUUGAUUGUGUUGGUGCUGACCUGUGCAUAUCAAUUGCGUCACUUGAAGGGUUUCUUUGUGAAGCAGAAGAUUGUGUAG
Sungouiella intermedia is the source of this 639-nucleotide messenger RNA. NCBI's taxonomy places the organism in Eukaryota, Fungi, Ascomycota, Pichiomycetes, Serinales, Metschnikowiaceae. The record is from the annotation of a GenBank genome assembly.